Messenger RNA from Lacerta agilis (Sand lizard), 1730 nucleotides. RefSeq lists its product as uncharacterized. The coding region runs from base 36 to 1619 and encodes 527 amino acids. The record is from RefSeq and is a predicted model, not a curated record. Lineage: Eukaryota; Metazoa; Chordata; Lepidosauria; Squamata; Lacertidae. The transcript has 9 exons.
UCGAUUUAAACAGCAGCAUUGAAGACUUAAAAUACAUGAAUAAGAAAAUGACUGCGCAAUUACUGGAAAUGCAGAAAGUAAUGGAGUUGUCUGAGGAGUCCUAUCUGCAAUUGACAGAUGAUAUUGUAGAGCUGAGAGGCAGACUGGCAAGCAUGCAGAAGCCUUUAGAAAACUACAAAUAUAUAUGGCGUGAACUUGAAGACACCAAGAAUAAAAUGGCAAGCUUGCAUGAAGAGAAUGGUGUGAUCCGUAAAUGUGUCGCAAGUCUGAAAGAAAGCGUGAAGUCCCUUGGUAUAAAACUUGUUUCGCUAGAGGAGAAUACAAAAGCCCACGAGGAAAGAAAUACUUUUGUGUUUGAAGCAUUAUUGUUUCUGCGUUCAAGGGAACACUUUAAGAACUUUUUACUGGAAAUAGUCUCUCAGAAGGAUAGCAUGUUGCAAGCCCUGAUGGGAGAAAUUGAGCUGAAACAGAAAAUGGGUCACUUGCUAGUAACUGUAUUACAGACUUUGGCCAACUUAUGCCCAUUCAUUGAAAAUUGGAACAAAGUCCUACAAAGAUUAGAAACAUUUCUGGAAGGGCCACAACUUUGGAUGAAAUCACCUCGCCUUAAUGUUGAACAUCAUGAGGAGGAGGAAUUGGGCGAAACAAAUGAACAAUUGGAACAAAGCACACUUGAAGCAGAGUUUCAAGCUUCCACAAACUGUAUGAUGAAUUGUGACAGUUGCUGCUUUGAGAGAGCGAACAUCAGAACUUCCAAAGAGUACUGUGGAGCCAAUCUAAGCAAAAAAGCUUUGCAAAAUGUAGAUGCCAUCACUUUCAGCAACCAAACAUUAACACAAACGCCAGAAAAAGACCAAAUAUUGGUACAGUGUCAGACCUGGAAAAAAUUGUUAGGAGGGAAAAAAUGUUGGAAUCCAGAAGGAAGGCUGGAAGCCAUUUUGGAAAUUUCUAAGAUAUUGGCAAAUGACAAGAAUACUGUGUUAAAUGAAAAAAAAGAGUCACGUAAAGAGGAACAUAAAAUUCAGCCAGAACAGAAGGGAAACCUAGCUGCAGCUAUAAAACUGAAAGAAUUGGUUCUUAGAAUUCUCAAAGAUCUCUGCGAGGGUGUAUCAGAAAGCAAUGUGACAAAUCUAUACGCCCAACAGAUGAUAAAAGUACUUCAGCUGUGGAUUUCUGAAGGGGAAGGAAACUUUCUGUUUCAGGAAAACUCAAAAGAAACAAAGGAGAAUUUUCAAAUGGACAAAAGGAUGCCAAACUUCACUCAGUCUGCAGAACCAACAAAGUGUGAGGAGUUGAAUCACAGCAGUGACAGCGUAACAUUCGUUGGCAUGAAAAAUGAGCUACCCCAUUGUUUUUCAAUGGCUCAUCAAUGUUCAGCACAUCAAGAAGACAACAAUAGAAUGAGUGAUGAAAAAUACUCUGAAAUGGAAAAACCUGCAUUGCUAAUGAAAAACAGAAAACCCAGCAAGAUUUAUCAGAUUCCCAGGACUGGACUGGAGAUCAAAGUGAUAGAAGAGCUUUCUAUUUCAUGCCAUAGUGAAUUGAACUACAGAAAAGUAUUGAUUUCCCCCCAUAGGUUUGUUUAUUUCCUUGUUGGGAAUAAUAGUCUUCAGAGUUAACUCACAUCUUAUUUAAAUCUGCUGUAAAUAAAUGUACCAAGAAGAAUGCUACCCAUUCUCCUAAUCAUUUAAAAUCCCAAGGAAACAUGAAUAGGAUUACCAUGUAAUUGG